Mytilus californianus (California mussel) is the source of this 2458-nucleotide messenger RNA. Its product is annotated as 14-3-3 protein epsilon-like. Bases 111 to 881 code for a protein of 256 amino acids. The record is from RefSeq and is a predicted model, not a curated record. NCBI's taxonomy places the organism in Eukaryota, Metazoa, Mollusca, Bivalvia, Mytilida, Mytilidae. Gene Ontology annotation, cellular component: cytoplasm. The transcript is spliced from 5 exons. Gene Ontology annotation, biological process: signal transduction.
UACAACCGUUAGUAAGGAACUACUUUCAUUGGCGGCAUCGGCCAUUUUAGAACAGUUUACGAUAGUAAUUUACAAUCUUUCUGAAUCUUUGGUAAAUUGUGGUCAUCGAAAUGGCUGAUAGAGAGGAUUUAGUUUACAUGGCCAAGUUGGCUGAACAGGCCGAGAGAUAUGAUGAAAUGGUUGAAUGUAUGAAGAAGGUUGCACAAAUGAAUGUAGAUUUAUCAGUAGAAGAAAGGAACCUUUUAUCUGUAGCAUUUAAAAAUGUAAUUGGAGCAAGACGGGCAUCAUGGCGAAUAAUGAGUAGUUUAGAACAAAAGGAAGAAUCGAAAGGGGAGAGUGAAAAGAAAGAACAAAUGAAAGAAUAUAGAACUAAGAUUGAAGAGGAGCUUAAAGGCAUUUGCAACAGUGUUUUAGAUAUAUUAGAUAAAAAUCUGAUCCCACAAGCAACAAAUGGUGAAUCAAAAGUAUUUUAUUAUAAAAUGAAAGGAGAUUACCAUAGAUACUUGGCUGAAUUUGCUACAGGAAAUGAUAGAAAGGAAGCUGCAGAAAACAGUUUAGUUGCUUAUAAAGCUGCAAGUGAUACAGCUCAUACAGAUCUAGCACCUACUCAUCCUAUACGUCUAGGUUUAGCACUGAACUUUUCUGUGUUCUAUUAUGAGAUCCUAAACUCGCCAGACAGAGCCUGUAGGUUAGCAAAAGCAGCAUUUGAUGAAGCUAUAUCAGAAUUGGAUGCUUUAAGUGAAGAGAGCUAUAAAGAUUCAACGUUAAUAAUGCAGUUGCUAAGAGAUAAUUUAACACUUUGGACAUCAGAUAUGCAAGGUGAAGAUACAGAACAGAAACAGGAACAAGUACAAGACCUAGAAGGAGAGGAUGCAUCAUAAGGAAUGUAGUGACCUAGUUAACGAUGAAUUAUUCAAAUUUUUAUUAAAUUGACACAUUAGUGUGAUUGAAGACAUCAUCUGUAUGGAAAUGAGGAAAAGGUCACCUGCUUACGUCACAUGGAAUAGUUAAAAAGACCAUAUUCCUACAGGUUGUAACUGUGACGUACCCUGUAUUGCCCCCAUUUGUAAUCUUUCUUUGUAUUGUUCAGAAAUCUCAUUAGUAUGUGAAGCAUGGAAUAUUGGUCAGCUAUAGGUAUUUUCAGUGCACAUGACCCAAUGUACUUUUGCAUUGUUGUCGAUUUAGCACCUCAAAAGUAGCUAUCAUUUAUUUUAUUUUAUAAUUUUCAUAUUCCCUGUGUCUAUUUGAAGUGCUCUAUCUUAGUUGCAUAGUAUUCCAUGCUUCUUUCUUGAUCUUUUUUUUAUCAAAUACCUUUCUUUAACAGUCGUAGGUUAUUUUCAUUGCUUUCGUAAUUGUGCUUUGGAAAAAUGGUGACUUGUUGUAUACUAGUAAGAGGACCAAAUACUUUCAUCUGUGACGUUUUUGAUACUAUUGUGACAUGUAACGUAGAUUUGGAAAAGCAGGUGUGUAUUUGAACUUUUUUUUGUGGGGAUAUCUGUGACAUUAUUAUUGCGAUAUUGUCAAAAUGCAUGAUAUAUAUGUGUCCAUUUAUUUAUUAUCAGAAUUCAGACAGUUGUAACCAGGUAAAUUGAUGUUUAAAUUCUCUGUUCUACUAAAUUUUACAGGUUUAACAAAUAUCUUUUCCCCAAAUCUGUACCUCCAUAUUGAAAUUGAAUAUAAUAGUGCUUGUAAGAAGGAAAGCAGUGAAAUUUGGUCCAGUUUCUAUAAAUGUACUUCAGUUGAAAAAUUUAUUAGGCCAGUACUCCUAGAAAGAAAAUCGUUAGCCAUUUUUAUCAUGUUUUUUGACAAAAUCCUUGUGCAUUUGAUUGAUAUUCCUUCUUGAGAGUUAAGAUAUCUCUUUACCUGGAUAAAAAUUGUAAUAUCUAUUGUUCAUAUAUAGUGUAGACAAUUUGAUGGAGUUUAUUAUAUUUAUAUGUACCUUUUUAAUUAAGUGUGAAAAGGAAACAGUAUUGGAUGUUUACUUAAAACAGCAGCACACAAUGUUGUACCUCAUUCUUCUCCGUAACAGCAGUACAGUGUCCGUUUUUAAACAUCACCAAAAAUCUGCUUUUUGAAUAAAAAGGCAUUUGAAUGUUAAUUUACAUGUCAACAUUUAUAAAAGGAAGGUUUAAAAAAACAUAUUCUUGAAAUAUUACCAUGACAAUCUGGAAAUUCACUCUUGUGGUAGAAAUUAUUGAUGAAAAAAUCUGGACUAAUUAAAAGCUAACUGUAGUUAUGAGUGAUUUUUUAAAUGAUCUGAUAUAAGAGAAGAUAAUUUUUGUGAUUAUUUUUUAUAUUGUUUGUUUAGUCUGGCUGUCUGGUGUUGUGAUCAAAUCUCACAAUCUUCUCUCUCUCACCAUUAUUGAUAGUUUCAAAGCAUAGAUUAUUCUAGAUAAUACAUUUAUAUAUGAUAAAUUUGUAAAAUGUCAUGCUUUUAACAGUAAAACAUGCUGAUCAU